Molecule: messenger RNA, 1600 nt
Organism: Vitis vinifera (wine grape)
Lineage: Eukaryota; Viridiplantae; Streptophyta; Magnoliopsida; Vitales; Vitaceae
Product: protein DOUBLE-STRAND BREAK FORMATION
Exons: 5
Coding region: 507-1250 (247 amino acids)
Biological process (GO): meiotic DNA double-strand break formation
Source: RefSeq, a predicted model, not a curated record
ACCAUUUAAGUUGAUUUUAAGUUAAAUUAUUAAUUUGAAAUUUAUUAUUUAAUUCUUAUUUUUAAGUAUUAAAAUUGUUUGAUAAAAUUAACUUAAAAUUUAUUUUAAAUCAUCAAAUUGAUAUAUUUAUCUUUAUAAAUUAAAAUUUGGAUAAAGAAGAUCAAAUAACAAUGGAAGUUGUGGAAUAGUAAAAGAGAUCGUGAAAGUAAUUAUGACAAAUAAGAAUAAAAAAGUAAAAUAAAGAUAUAAAUUUAAGAAUAAAUUAAUUAUUUUUAUUUAUUAUUUAAAAUUAUUUUUUACUUUAAUUCAUAUAAUUAAAAUAUUUGAUCAAACAUACUUGAUUUACUGCUGUGGUGCCGCCCCAUUGAAUUACAUAUUCUCAACUAAUCAACUUUACAAGACAGCCAAAUUGGGCCUUGGACCAACUAACUCGUUUUUCAAGUUCGAACUCCAUGCCCACAAGACACUAAGCCUACCGGGCAGGGCCCAAUUAGAUCUCCAUUUAAAUGCACCCAAAUCCAAAAUCUCAACCGCCAAUUCCCUCGCGAAUGUCAGAGAGCGUCUCGCAGCAAUUCUCUCUCUUUCGCUCCCAGAUCAAGAGCAGAAGAUUCGACGAUGGAACUCUACGAAUUCUUGAAUCCGUUUUGGUUUCCAAGGACGUGAGAUCGUUCCUUGAAGUACGAUCGAGCUUGCGAGAGUUCAUGAGAUCUGAAUCUCUCUCUGUUAUUCGUGAAAUUGCAGAGAAAAACGUUGAGCACAAGAUUUUGAUUCUUGAUUUUUUCGUUCGUGCUUUUGCUCUUGCUGGCGAUGUUGAGAGUUGCCUGGCUUUGAGAUAUGAGGCCUUAGUUUUGCGGGAGCUCAAGUCCACAAGUUACCAAUGGCUGCAAGUUUCACAUAUAGAAUGGCUGACCUUUGCAGAGCAGGCACUAGAUAAUGGUUUUUAUUCAGUUGCUGCAAAGAUGAAUGAUAUUGCUGAGCACAGAGCUGACGAGUUAUCUGGAAAUGUGCAAAUUAUUGAAAAAAUUAAGAGACUCAAGGAUGUAGCUCUGGCUUCAGUUGUUUCACUUUCUGUUCAGGCACAGGCAACAGAGCAUUUGAAGAAGAAAAAUCAGAAGAGCAAAAAGAACUUUUUGUUCAAUAAAGGAGCACACUGUUUAGCAAGCACACUGUUCACAAGUGGAAUUAAGAAGCAGAAUGCUCGAAAAUUGCUUGAACACCAAAGGCUGCAGCCGUUUACUUAUCAAUCUUGACGUCCUUGCCAGUUCUCCUUUUGCACAUGGGAGCUUAUCUGACAAAAAAAUUGCGGGCUAUCCCUAGAUGCAAGUCUGUGAUGCUGGAAUUGUGGACAUCCUUUUGUAUAUAUUUCAAAACACUUACCUAACCAAAGAAGAUAGCAAUUUUCCCACAUGGAUGGCUGGCAUUACUAUACCCUAUUGUACCAUGACUGGGACACUUUUUCUCAGAGAUGGGUCACACCUUUAUCUCCUCCUGCCCAAAAACAAUCCGCUCCAUUUUGUUACUGUUUUCUGACUCCCACGUGAUUUGUCACUGUUUUGAAUCUAAACACCGGCUAAUCAAAAGAGGGUAGUUGUAUCAUGAA